GAACGAUUUAUGAGCGUUUUGCCGUCCUUCCGUUACUUUAACGUGAUCGAACGGCUGGAAUCAACAGCCCAGGCCGGUUGGCUGAGUCCAGCUCCGCGAUUUCUCUUUCUAAACUCGGAGCCCCCAUCCCCUCGCCAGCACUGAUUCGUUCGUUGCUCCUUUCUUUCUGUAGGUUUCCUCUCCGACUGCAUCAACAAAAUCAUGUUGGAAGAUGCACUGGGUCCUGAUCCUUCAAGUGCUGCCAAAUUGAAUGCAGGUGCCACAGAUCCACAACCAGCACAACCAGGGCAGCCAGGACCUUGGCCACAGCCGGGACCUUGGCCUGGGCAGCCGGGACAGCCGGGACCUUGGCCUGGGCAGCCGGGACAGCCGGGACCUUGGCCUGGGCAGCCGGGACAGCCGGGACCUUGGCCUGGGCAGCCGGGACAGCCGGGACCUUGGCCUGGGCAGCCGGGACAGCCGGGACCUUGGCCUGGGCAGCCGGGACAGCCGGGACCUUGGCCGGGGCAGCCGGGACAGCCUGGACAGCCGGGACCUUGGCCGGGGCAGCCAGGACAGGCGGGACCUUGGCCGGGACAGCCGGGACCUGCUGCUGGACCAUUGACACUACCUUUUGAAAUUCCUACUCAAGGAGGUUGGAUUCCAAUGAAAUUGCUGACAGUUGAGGGAACUAUCAAUAUGAAUAUUGACAAGUUUACCAUUGAUGUUUUCUCCGGCCAGAAUAUUGUUUUCCAUUUUAACGUUCGCUUCAGGGAAGGUGGCAAUCAUCAGGCUAUUGUUCGAAAUAGCAAGAUCAAUAAUGUUUGGGGUAAUGAGGAAAGAGCUAUACCAAAUUUUCCAUUCAGGAAAGGAGAACAUUUUGAAUUACUGAUUCUUGGUGAACCAGAACAAUACAAGGUGGCUGUGAAUAAACAACAUUUUCUUGAAUUCAAACAUCGAUAUAAGAGUUUGAGAGAAGUGACCAAAGUCAGCAUCUACGGCGAUAUCACUCUUCAUAAGAUGUUUAUGGUGUAAACUCGGGAUACUCUUACUAAAGUGACCGCUAGUAUUUGGAUAUAUGAAAAUUUGAGCACUUAUUACUAACUGGUAAACUUUUAUCAUACUACUAUACUAGAACCACCAGAUCAGUCUCGGAAUUAAUUACAUUGUAAAAGUAUGGAAACAGACUAUUCAGCCUAUCAAGCAUCUGGUAGUUUUACCAUUUGACCCAUAUUGCCCCAUCUCAUUUCUUGCUUACAUGCCUUAUUCUUUUUACCACUUUAAAAUUGCUUUUAGAAUAAUUCAUGGACUUUUCUUAAUGAUUGAGAGUUCUUCACUUCUAAGAAUUGUAUCCUACCCUCUCAUUUUUGCAUGUAAGGUUGUGUGGAAUUAUUACCUAACAUUAUUUUAACUCCUUAAAAUAUGUUCAUAAUAGCAAAAUGCCACAUGGAAGAAAAUUGACAAAAACUUAAGGAAUAUUAUAUGUAAAUUACCUGAGCUUUGUAUUUCCUUAUAUUUUGGGCACUUUUAUUAAAUAUAUAUGUAAACACCAAAUGCAUUUUAUUUCAAU
This is a messenger RNA of Mobula hypostoma (lesser devil ray), 1549 nucleotides long. RefSeq names its product lectin, galactoside binding soluble 3b (gene lgals3b). Lineage: Eukaryota; Metazoa; Chordata; Chondrichthyes; Myliobatiformes; Myliobatidae. Gene Ontology annotation, molecular function: IgE binding; laminin binding; carbohydrate binding. The transcript is spliced from 5 exons. The coding region runs from base 202 to 1014 and encodes 270 amino acids. The record is from RefSeq and is a predicted model, not a curated record. Gene Ontology annotation, biological process: positive regulation of calcium ion import; neutrophil chemotaxis; macrophage chemotaxis. Gene Ontology annotation, cellular component: cytoplasm; nucleus; immunological synapse.